Molecule: messenger RNA, 1728 nt
Organism: Trematosphaeria pertusa
Lineage: Eukaryota; Fungi; Ascomycota; Dothideomycetes; Pleosporales; Trematosphaeriaceae
Product: siderochrome-iron transporter MirB
Exons: 7
Coding region: 1-1728 (575 amino acids)
Biological process (GO): transmembrane transport
Molecular function (GO): transmembrane transporter activity
Source: RefSeq, a predicted model, not a curated record
AUGGCCGCUGACAAUCUCGAACGAGAAUCGCACACGGCCGAAAAGAUUGCCGAUGAACCCAAGGCGGGCAGUAAUGACCUGGAGAAGUCUGAGACGGAAAGCUUCAAGCAGGAUGGGGUGAAGAAUGUCGAAGCCGUCACCUCCGUGUGGUCCAAGAAGGCCCUGUGGCUUACUUUCGUCAUGAUCUACGUAGUGCAGUUCGUCGACAUGCUCAUGCAGAACACCCAGUCCAGUCUCGAGCCCUACAUCACUUCGUCCUUCAGCAAGCAUGCGCUCCUCGCAACGACAAGUGUUAUGUCGAGUAUCAUUGGCGGUGUGUCCAAGCUCACCAUAGCUAAGAUCAUUGAUAUCUGGGGGCGUGUCGAGGGCUUUGGCCUGGUCAUUGGACUUCUCGUCAUCGGUAUGCUUAUGAAGGCCCUAUGUCAAAAUGUACAGACCUAUGCUGCCGCUGCGGUCUUCUACUGGGUCGGCCAUACCGGACUUGGAUAUAUCAUUGACGUCUUCGUGGCCGACAUGACCUCUCUCCGAAACAGAGGCAUAAUGUUUGGUCUCAAUGCCACUCCUACUCUGGCGACGAUCUUUGCUGGACCCGCGAUCGCGCAAGCAUUCUACACUCACUCCAACUUCCGAUGGGCCUUUGGCUGCUUCUGUAUCAUCAUUCCAGUCAUUGCAGCGCCAAUCAUGGUCAGCUUCUGGAUGAACCAUCGAAAAGCCAAGCGACUUGGGGUGAUUGCUGGACGGAACUCCGAACGCACUUGGCAUGAAUCUAUUCAUUACUACGUCGUACAAUUCGACGUUCUCGGAAUGCUUCUGAUUACGGCUGCGUUCGCUCUGGUCCUCCUCCCUAUGAGUCUCGCUUCGUCGUCCAAAGACAAGUGGGCAAGUGGAAGCAUGAUCUCUAUGAUCGUCAUUGGUGUCGUGUGCUUUGCGGCCUUCGCUGUCUGGGAGAAGCGAUUUGCUCCAAUACAGUUUUUGCCCUGGCGGUAUCUUAAAGACCGAACUAUCCUCGGCUCUUGCAUAUGCAACUUUGCCAUGUUUAUUUCUAUCUAUUGCUGGGAUAUUUACCUCACAUCCUACAUGCAGGUGGUCAAUCGCGUGAACAUUCGAGACGCUGGCUACAUCCUCAACAGUUACUCGCUUACCUCCUCCGUUAUUAUGCCCCUUUGUGGCUUGCUGAUUCGUUAUACGGGCCGCCCGAAAGCCGUCGCGUUGGGGGCUGUUCCUCUCGCCACACUCGGAACGGGAUUACUCGUCUACUUUCGUCACCCCGGAAGCAAAGUCGGAUACAUCACGAUGUGCCAGAUACUCAACGGCGCAGCAGGCGGUAUGCUUUCCAUUGCCAUGCCUCUUGCUGUCAUGGCCUCCGUCAGCCACCAGGAAGUCGCUGUCGUGCUAGCACUACAUGGCCUCUUCGCGUCCAUCGGAGCCGGUGUUGGCCUCGCAGUAUCGGGUGCCAUGUGGACCAACCUUCUUCCUGCCGCCCUCGUCAAGUACCUUCCCGAGUCACACAAGGCCGAAGCGAUGACGAUUUACGGUGACCUUACCAUUCAGCUAGGCUACGAAUGGGGUAGCCCUGUGCGAGAGGGCAUCAUCGCUGCUUAUGGAGAAGUGCAGAGAAAGAUGGUCAUCGCAGGCGCAUGCUUCAUGCCUCUCCUCUUUGCAUCCAUCAUUGUCUGGAAGAAUCACAAUCUCAAGAAGAUUGAGCAAACCCGAGGUAAUGUGUUCUAA